ACCUAGUUCUUUAUUUCUGGAUUCAUUAAAUAUUAUGCAAAAUAUUGAAAUAUUGCAUUCUGCAACUUAUCCAAAUGUAUUAUUAUUCAUGACUUAUUUGCGUAGCACUUGGCUACCUAUAGCAUCCAAAGUAUCUGAGUAUCUGUGUCAUGUUCGUACAAAUAAUUUAGUGGAAAGUUUCCACCACAUUGCAAAUCAAAAAGUUGGUACAGUUCAUCCAAAUCUAUGGGUAUUUUUAGAACACUUGUCGGAAAUUAUAACAAACCAAGAAAUUGAUUAUUCUCGCUUGCGAAAUAAUAUACGUGUUAGAAGAGCACGCACACAAUUUAAUAAGCAAAGAAAUAUUCAAAUUAAAGAAGGACAAAGUGCUCUUAUGAAUGGUGAUAUUUCUUUAGAACAUUUUUUACGUAUGUUUUCACGCUUUAAUCAACAUUAUCAGCAACCAGAAUUACUGUCUGAAGCCAAUGAUCAUGAAGAAAUAGAUGCGAGUUUACAUUCAGAUAGAAUUUUAGAAUCAGCUGAAACUAGAUCUACUCAAAAUUGUAAUCAAAGACGACAUCGUUCUCGCAAUAGUUUACCGAGACAAGAGGAAGUUUCUCCAUCCAUUGAAUCUUCAGAUAAAAUUGCAUUUCACUGGCAUUACAUUUCUGUCAUAACUUAAUUUUAUUUUUCAAGAAAAUGAAUAAUUUUAAAAGAUUAGAUUAUUAAAGUAA
This is a messenger RNA of Formica exsecta, 713 nucleotides long. RefSeq lists its product as uncharacterized. The record is from RefSeq and is a predicted model, not a curated record. Lineage: Eukaryota; Metazoa; Arthropoda; Insecta; Hymenoptera; Formicidae. The coding region runs from base 35 to 661 and encodes 208 amino acids. The transcript is spliced from 4 exons.